AUGGAACUGAUGCCGACUUGCGGCGCAUUCCUAAAAUUACUCCAAAUAAUAACUAUUUUUCAGGAAGAGAGAAAGAGUAUAAAAUUUUCUGAACUGAAAAGUUAGAAUGUAAAAUGUCUACUAUCUGUUAACAACGAGCAAUGGAUCUGGCACAGAAGAUUGGGACAUGUUAGUAUGAGAAGAAUAUCUCAGAUUAACAAACUCAAUAUGGUCAGAGGACUUCCUAACCUGAAGUUCAAUUUAGAUGCUCUGUGUGAAGCAUGUCAGAAAGGCAAGUUUGCAAAACCAGCUUUCAAAUCCAAAAACGUUGUUUCCACCUCCAAGCCAUUAGAACUUCUGCACAUUGACUUAUUUGGACCAGUUAAAACUGCUUCAGUCAGUGGCAAGAAGUAUGGGUUAGUAAUCGUAGAUGACUAUAGCAGAUGGACAUGGGUAAAGUUCUUAAGGCACAAGGACGAGUCACACUUCGUGUUUGUUACCUUCUUCAACCAAGUUCAGAAUGAAAAGGAUCUUAGAAUCGUCAAAGUCAGAAGUGAUCAUGGUGGAGAAAUUGAAAACAAAUAUUUUGAGUUAUUCUUUAAUGACAAAGGCAUUCUGCAUGAUUUCUCUUGUCCUAGAACUCCCCAGCAAAAUGGAGUUAUAGAACGAAAGAACAGAACAUUGCAAGAAAUGGCCAGAACCAUGAUGAACGAGACUAACGCUGCUAAGAUCUUCUGGGCAGAGGCAAUAAACACAACGUGUUACAUUCAGAACAGAAUCUCCAUAAGACCUAUUCUGGAAAAGACUCCAUAUAAAUUAUGGAAGAACAGAAAGCCCAACAUUUCCUACUUUCACCCAUUUGGAUGUACAUGUUUUAUUUUGAAUACAAAAAAUUAUUUGAACAAGUUUGACUCUAAAGCACAAAAGUGUAUUAUGUUAGGAUACUCUGAACGCUCAAGAGGGUACAGAGUAUACAAUACAGAAACACAAAUUGUGGAAGAGUCAAUCAAUGUUCGUUUUGAUGAUAAGCUUGACUCUCAAAAGUCAAAGCAGAAUGAAUUCCUUGCAGGUAUGGAAGUUGAACUCACAGGUACUGAAGACAAAUCAUCAGAAGCUCUCAACAGAGACAAUUUCUCUGUUGAGUUAUUACUCUUUCUCUCUUCCUAA
This is a messenger RNA of Vicia faba (fava bean), 1146 nucleotides long. NCBI's taxonomy places the organism in Eukaryota, Viridiplantae, Streptophyta, Magnoliopsida, Fabales, Fabaceae. The record is from the annotation of a GenBank genome assembly.